ACAACGCCGCAUCGAUUCCCCGAACCGCCAUGGCUCUCCUCCCUCGUACAGCGCGCCUCGCCCUUCUCUCCGCCCAAAGGUCGGCCGCGAUCCAUGCGGCCGCGCCUUUAUCCUCCUCCGCUGGCCCCUCUCCAUCCCCGGCGCCGUAUGCGCGGGCGCCUCCCCCUUCGGCGUCGUCGCCGACGGGACUCUCGAAGACGGCAGAGUACGUGAUCUCGAAGGUGGACGAUCUGAUGAACUGGGCCCGCCGCGGGUCGAUCUGGCCGAUGACCUUCGGGCUCGCCUGCUGCGCGGUGGAGAUGAUGCAUGCCGGCGCCGCGCGCUAUGAUUUCGAUCGCUUCGGUGUCAUCUUCCGCCCGAGCCCUCGCCAGUCCGACUGCAUGAUCGUCGCCGGAACACUCACCAACAAGAUGGCACCUGCUCUGCGCAAGGUUUACGAUCAGAUGCCUGAGCCUCGGUGGGUGAUCUCAAUGGGCAGCUGCGCGAACGGCGGAGGCUACUAUCACUACUCAUACUCUGUCGUUCGUGGCUGCGAUAGGAUCGUUCCGGUCGACAUCUACGUCCCUGGAUGCCCUCCUACAGCUGAGGCACUACUCUAUGGCGUCCUCCAGCUCCAGAAGAAGAUUAAUAGGCGCAAGGAUUUCCUUCUUUGGUGGACCAAGUAGAGCAGUUAAUCAAUCAAUCACUGCUUCACAGAGUCUCAUAGAUCAUGUGUUUUCAUAUCCCCACUUAAUAAUUCCAUGCAGUUUAUGCACUAGCUUGAAUACUCUUAUCAAUGUCGUGUUAAGGUUUCUGCACAACCUUUUUUAUUAAGUUGUGGUUUAUGUGAAAGUUUUUCGGGCCUUUAUGUGUAUGUUUGGAUUGUAAAAUGACAGGAGGAAAAAUGUAUGAAAUUAUAUAGACUUAUUUUAUCUUA
Molecule: messenger RNA, 916 nt
Organism: Zingiber officinale
Lineage: Eukaryota; Viridiplantae; Streptophyta; Magnoliopsida; Zingiberales; Zingiberaceae
Product: NADH dehydrogenase [ubiquinone] iron-sulfur protein 7, mitochondrial-like
Exons: 2
Coding region: 30-665 (211 amino acids)
Biological process (GO): electron transport coupled proton transport; aerobic respiration; mitochondrial respiratory chain complex I assembly
Molecular function (GO): NADH dehydrogenase (ubiquinone) activity; 4 iron, 4 sulfur cluster binding; quinone binding
Source: RefSeq, a predicted model, not a curated record